Molecule: messenger RNA, 742 nt
Organism: Oryza sativa Japonica Group (Japanese rice)
Lineage: Eukaryota; Viridiplantae; Streptophyta; Magnoliopsida; Poales; Poaceae
Product: cortical cell-delineating protein
Source: RefSeq, a predicted model, not a curated record
AAACGAUGCAAAGCAAACACAAGCUGAAUUGAAGCAGCCUAGCUAGCUAAUUAACACCACUAGCUAAUUAAGCUCGCUCGAUCACUUCAUCACUUAGCAAUGGCUUCCACCAAGGUCGUCGCUCCCCUCCUCGCCCUCACCCUCCUGCUCUUCGCCGUCGCGGCGCACGGCUGUGAGCCCAACUGCUCCGGCGGUGGUCCGGUGAUCCCGACGCCGACAACGCCGUCGUACGACCGCCAUGGCCACUGCCCCAUCGACGCCCUGAAGCUGAGGGUGUGCGCCAACGUGCUCAAUGGGCUCGUCGGCGUCAAGAUCGGAGCCGGCCCCAACGAGUGCUGCUCGCUGCUGCAGGGGAUCGCCGACCUCGACGCCGCCGUCUGCCUCUGCACCGCCGUCAAGGCCAACGUGCUGGGCAUCAACCUGAAUCUCCCCGUCGAUCUGAGCCUCAUCCUCAACAAGUGCAGCAAGAUCUACCCAUCCGGCUUCACCUGCUAAUUGAGCUCGAUCGUGCAUAAUUAAUCUUCAUGCGAUGACGAGGAUUGAUCUGAGUUGCAUGAUAAAUUAAAGAUUAAUCUUGAAAUAAUUAUAUUGUUAUUCACUUCUACAUUUUUGCAGCCCAUUCUACAUUGUACCUUACUUUAUCAUUCUUGAAUUACUUAAUUGUUGUAAGUUGUAACGCAUUAUAGCAAUGUUGUUCUCCACAUGAUAAUUGUUAUAUAGCUUGUCCUCCUUAAUUUCUUUC